This is a messenger RNA of Cuscuta campestris, 1469 nucleotides long. Lineage: Eukaryota; Viridiplantae; Streptophyta; Magnoliopsida; Solanales; Convolvulaceae. The record is from the annotation of a GenBank genome assembly.
CUUCCCCCUUUCGGGUCCCCUCUAUUUAUACAUGGGUUCUUGAUAAUUAAGGUAAUUCAUAAUCAAAGGGAGUCCACUCCAUCGAUGGCGCGAUGCCCUUUUUCCGGCUUCAUCUCCGUUCUUCACCUGAGUUUCCUCCCGUGGACUGGCUCCGCCAGCUAUCUUUUGGGUUGAAGUGGUCCGGGCCUCGCGCUAUGGGCCGGCCCAGGUCGAGGUCAGUUCCCUCUUUCGCCACCAUGAUUAUCUCUGAUUCUGAUUCAGCUUCCCCGCCGUCCAAUUCUCGCCAAGCCGAUCAAUCGGCCGCUGGCCAUGACCUAGUUCAUCUGGCGUCUCUGAAGAAGGGGCUGCGAUUCCCCCUCCACUCGUUGUUGGUUGAAUUCCUCAACAAGGUGGACCUCCUUCCUUGCCAAUUGGUCCUCAAUUCUCACCGGUACAUUACCGGUUAUCUGGUCAGAUGCAAGGAAGUAGGGGUGAAGCCUACCCUUGACCACUUUUUGUUUACAUUCAAACUGACCAAAGGUCAUGGGGAUUGGGCGUCCUAUGCCAGCCUAUCCCAACGGUCCAGCAGGGUUUUUACCAGCGACAAGAAGGGGUCGACCAAGGACUGGAAGCCCUUCUUUGUCUUUGUCUCGACGGGGCCUGAAUCUCCUUUCACGGGUUCAGGGCUCUCAUCCUUCCGUCGCGUCCCAUCUCCCCCGUCCGAUGCCACCCUCUUGUCCAUCACCCGGCAACUCUGCGGCCAGGGGGCCGUCGAGAUUAAGAAGGUGGUGACCGAGGAAUCUCCAGCAGCACUGGGGUUUGAGUUUGUCCAAGACGAGCAUCGCCAUCAGCCCGACUUGCUAAGGGAUGUUCCUGGCACACGCUCUUCCUCGCGCGGUGAAGAUAGUCCUCUACGAGAGCAGGUCGUGAUCGAGGUGGAGGACCAGGAUGAUGCGGCUUUGGAAACGGGGACGAUGGUGAUCAGCUCCCCGCCGUGUUCCCCGAUGCUGGGUGGCGACCUAGCUGGGUCGUCCCAGAGGGCCUUCUCGGAGCGACCUCACUCCCCACCAGUAGUGACCUACGAGGUGGCGACCGAGGGUCGCUCGACGAGGUUCAGCAUUCCUCUCCCCUCCCCAAGACUAGGAGAUGUGCAACUAGAGACCCCAGUCACCUUGGCAUCUCAGGAUCGAGCUCGCAUCUCGGCCGGUUCUGAAGAUGACCUCAACAACAUGGUUCUUUUGAAGCUUAGCCAGAGUUCUUCUAGAUAUCCUUAACAAUAUACAUCAUUUUCAUAAUCAUCAAUAUAUUCAUUUUUUUUAAUCAUAAUUUAAUCAUUCGUAAUUAUUAUUUUAAUAAUAAUAUUCAUCAAAGUCUAAUCAUAAACAACAUCAAUAAUAAUCAUCACAAUAUCUAAUAACAAAUAGCGGCCUAGCAUCGAGUGUUAACACCUUAGCUUACCGUCAUACAUCACAUAAAAUUUUAUUUGUCAA